AUGGACCUGCAGAAUUAUUCCUUGGUGUCAGAAUUUGUGUUGCAUGGACUCUGCACUUCACAAUAUCUUCAAAAAUUUUUCUUUGUAUUCUUCUCUGAGAUCUAUGUGGUCACUGUGCUGGGCAACCUUAUCAUUGUGGUCACUGUAAUAUUUGACCCCCACCUACACUCCUCCCCUAUGUACUUCCUGCUGGGGAAUCUCUCUUUCCUGGACAUAUGGCUGGCCUCAUUUGCCACUCCCAAGAUGAUCAGGGACUUCCUUAGUGAUCAAAAGCUCAUCUCCUUCAGAGGAUGUAUGGCUCAAAUCUUCUUCUUGCACUUUGUUGGAGGGGCUGAGAUGGUACUUCUUGUUACCAUGGCCUAUGACAGGUAUGUGGCCAUAUGCAAGCCUUUGCAUUACAUGACAGUGAUGAGCCGGCGGACUUGCGUGGGGCUGGUGCUGGUUUCAUGGGUCAUUGGAUUUGUGCACUCCAUCAGUCAGGUAGCCUUUACUGUAAAUUUACCUUACUGUGGCCCCAACGAGGUGGACAGCUUUUUCUGUGACCUUCCUCUCGUGAUCAAGCUUGCCUGCCUGGACACCUAUGUCUUGGGUAUACUUAUGAUCUCAGACAGCGGGUUGCUUUCCAUGAGCUGUUUUCUUCUCCUCCUGAUCUCCUACACUGUUCUUCUCAUCAAUGUCCGACAGCGUGCAGCUGGUGGGAUAUCCAAAGCACUCUCAACCUGCUCUGCACAUAUCAUGGUAGUCACACUCUUCUUUGGGCCCUGGAUUUUCAUUUAUGUGUGGCCUUUUAGUAGGUUCUCUGUGGACAAGCUCCUCUCUGUGUUUUACACCAUUUUUACUCCACUCUUGAACCCUCUUAUCUACACACUGAGAAAUAAGGAGAUGAAAACAUCUAUGAAGAAACUAAGAAACCGACAUGUGACUUUUCACUGA
Molecule: messenger RNA, 933 nt
Organism: Dama dama (fallow deer)
Lineage: Eukaryota; Metazoa; Chordata; Mammalia; Artiodactyla; Cervidae
Product: olfactory receptor 4K14
Exons: 1
Coding region: 1-933 (310 amino acids)
Biological process (GO): G protein-coupled receptor signaling pathway
Cellular component (GO): membrane
Molecular function (GO): olfactory receptor activity; G protein-coupled receptor activity
Source: RefSeq, a predicted model, not a curated record